This is a messenger RNA of Fusarium proliferatum ET1, 714 nucleotides long. RefSeq lists its product as uncharacterized. The record is from RefSeq and is a predicted model, not a curated record. Bases 1 to 714 code for a protein of 237 amino acids. The transcript has 2 exons. Lineage: Eukaryota; Fungi; Ascomycota; Sordariomycetes; Hypocreales; Nectriaceae.
AUGGAGCUUCUUGAUGGUGAAUAUAACCAAUUAAACGAGGAAUCUGGCGACUCUGGAGCAGGCGUAUUGCCAAACAGCCGACCUGGCCAGACUCUCCGGGAUUGUCGCCUUCUCCCCAGGCCACGACAGAGACUCAUGUUGCAGCUACAGUUAAUACUAGAGCACGCAUGUUUCUCGUUUGGACAACGAGAAAUGCAACAAACACUGGACGAAUGGGACCAUAGCUGCGCCGAGGCGAUUUCGCUACAGACUUGGAUAGAGUUCUUCCAGAACAAUAAAAUAUUCGAGACUGAAGGUAAUGCUAAGUCACUCCUGAACCUGCUCAGCUCAGUAGGCAGAAUUCAAAAUAUCAUCAUUCUUCGGCUCAACCUUAACUUCUUCGAAGUUAACCAGUUUCUACUGAAUGCUGAAGAGUUCAUACGGCUUCUCGAUACUCCAUUGUAUCUAAACGCUGUCAAGCUGCUUAGACAGCGUACUGAAGAAGUACUUCUUAUGGCGAAUCGAGAUGCUGCCUUAAUCCACAACGAAGCUGAUAGGAAGGUUGCAGAAAUUGAGGCUCAGAGAGAAAGCUUAAAUCGGGAUGAGGAAGGCAUUAAACAGCAUCGGGACGAGAACCUGGACAACAUCCGAAGUUCUAUCGAGCGUGACAUAUUUACAGCCAUGGGGCAAGUCAAAGACGCCUUACCAGGUAUUGGACUGGCGGAUAACCGUUGA